AUGCGACUGUGGGCGGUUCGGUUCCCACCUGGAGUCCUGACGUCACGUUCGGUCGAAUCAGGCACGGACGCGACCUCCGAAGUUGAAGUGACCAGCCAAUCGGACAAGGGCGAGCGAUUGGUCCCGUCGCGUCAAUCAGAGCUGCUCCCAUCGAGCACAUGGACUCGAGCGUUCCGAGUCUGCUAUGUGAGGAAUGGGACGGACUUCGAGCAAAGACCAGCGUUUUUCCAGACGAUGCCUGCAGUGGCUAGUUACGCAUGCGAGAACGCGAUUGUGUCGGUGGCAAAUGCUGCACCAAGACACCGAGCAGUGUCGUCAUCGACUUGCCAUUGGCACGUGCGCAGACGAUGA
Peronospora matthiolae is the source of this 351-nucleotide messenger RNA. NCBI's taxonomy places the organism in Eukaryota, Oomycota, Peronosporomycetes, Peronosporales, Peronosporaceae. The record is from the annotation of a GenBank genome assembly.